GAUGAUCUCCAGAGGUCCCAUCCAACCUAAACAAUUCUGUGAACAGGAAUUUGAUACAAAAGGAUGCUUAGUGUAGCAAGCAAUGUUUAACCAGCUCUAGUUGACAUUUGGAAGACUCAGGUAAAAAAUAAGGUGCUUUUUAUUAACCAGUCAGUGGAAUUAGCCAUUGAGGCAACUUGCCAAAGUAUGAAUUAAUGUAUCAUGGCCUUCUUUUUAAUGUGGGAUUAAUGCUUUAUUAAGUAACCAGCUCUAGUUUAAGUACUUCAUUUGGCCUAUGUUAUGCAUAGAGUUCACAUGUCUUCUGGCUUCACCUUUUAUGAACAUAAGUGCUGAUCACCCAAACUACCUUGCAGAGAAGACCUGUCAUAAAGCAGGAUUAAGAAAGGCAGAUAGUUUGACUUGAAAACCCCAAAUUGUGCAGAGUUAUCACUUCCUUUGUUAGUUUAAUUUUUCCUCUACUGAGCUAUUCCUAGUGGCCAUUGUCAAAUUCAGUAUGGUAGAGUCGGGAUUGCAUUCAAAUGUGAUAUAUUUCUUUACUCUGUGAAUCUUACUUUUUCAGGAUUUUUAAGUCUGCUAAAGUCUCAUGUUCUGCAGUGACAUGGGGUAUCACAGGCCAGAUCGGGAGCGUUCACUAAUGAAAAGAGCAAUGCUUUUCAACUUCUGGGACACAGCUGGACAAGAGAGGUUCCAGGGCAUGCAUGCAUCCUAUUACCAUAAGGCUCAUGCUUGUAUCAUGGUAUUUGAUGUGCAGCGGAAAGUCACCUACAAGAACUUGAGCAACUGGUACAAGGAGCUGAGAGAGUUCCGCCCGGAGAUUCCUUGCAUUGUGGUGGCCAACAAAAUUGAUGCGGAUAUGAAGGUGACGCAGAAAAGCUUCAACUUUGCCCGGAAGUUCAAUUUGCCCUUUUACUUUGUGUCUGCUGCAGAUGGCACCAACGUAGUGAAGCUCUUCAACGAUGCUAUCAAACUGGCAGUUGCUUACAAACAGAAUUCCGGCGAUUUCAUGGAUGAGGUCAUGCGAGAGCUGGAGAGCUUUGACCUGCAGAAGAAGAGUGAGGACUUGUCGGAAGAGGAGGAGAGCUGCCCUGAGGAGAAGCCCCCAUCUGCCUAAAGCCUUGGAUCCCGAGUUUGUUGUUUCCCAUUUCCCUGGAUUUCUGGGGUUAGUUAGAGCUGGCCUUCACAGAGGAAAGUGAUUUUCUCAUGCACUCAGUACUCUGGUGGUGGACAGCUGGGCCUUUCCCCUUCCUGUGAGUGACUGUCUGGGCAUGGCCUUCCUUGACUGGGCCCUAACCCCCUGCCACACCGUGGUCGAGGAGAAGGCAAGAACAUCCACGUGGUUGCUGGCUGCUGCAUGUUCCUUAGAGGCUGAGCUUGCUGGGAGAGCUGAGCCACUCUUGGAUCUGCAGGGAAGGGUCCUGCCCAGAUGCUUUAAUAGUACUUACUGGAGAAAACAAACACUAAAGAGGUUUUUAUAGAG
This is a messenger RNA of Struthio camelus australis, 1477 nucleotides long. The record is from RefSeq and is a predicted model, not a curated record. NCBI's taxonomy places the organism in Eukaryota, Metazoa, Chordata, Aves, Struthioniformes, Struthionidae.